Molecule: messenger RNA, 1920 nt
Organism: Pyrus x bretschneideri (Chinese white pear)
Lineage: Eukaryota; Viridiplantae; Streptophyta; Magnoliopsida; Rosales; Rosaceae
Product: berberine bridge enzyme-like 17
Exons: 1
Coding region: 39-1724 (561 amino acids)
Molecular function (GO): oxidoreductase activity; FAD binding
Source: RefSeq, a predicted model, not a curated record
CCUUUGCUCAAUGAAAUUUGAUUGAUAUUUUAAUUACCAUGCACAAACGGAGUCAAAGUUUGGUGCAUUGGCUUCUUUAUAAUACUCCAAAGUCGUGUGUUUUGUCACACUGCCAGAAAUCAACAAUAAUGAAGUUCCCAAGCUCUCCAUUUCAACUCGCCAUUCUCUCAAUCCUUUCAGUCGUCACAGUUUCAUGGGCAACUUCAGAUCCACUUGUCAAUAUUGAUGACUUUCUGCAAUGCCUUUCUAAACAAUCUCAGUCUACCAGCUCAAUCCAUGCAGCCAUUUACACCCCUCAAAACACCUCUUUUCAAUCUGUUCUGUCGGACCGUAUUAAAAACCGCAGAUUUUCUACAUCCACAACUCCAAAACCUUUGGCCAUUGUAGCAGCCAAGCACGAGUUCGAUGUUCAAGCAACUGUUCUAUGUGCAAAACAGCAAGGAUUGCAAAUCAGAAUCCGAAGUGGUGGCCAUGAUUACGAGGGUCUGUCGUACGUGUCUCAUGUACCCUUUAUCAUUCUUGACAUGUUUCAACUCCAAUCCGUUAAUGUUAAUGUUGCGGAGGAGACCGCUUGGGUUCAGUCCGGGGCUACCCUUGGCCAAAUUUAUUACAAAAUUGCUGAGAAAAGCAACGUUCUAGGGUUUCCUGCUGGGGUUGGUCCAACGGUUGGUGCUGGUGGUCACUUUGGUGGCGGCGGGUAUGGCCCUUUGAUGCGUAAAUAUGGCCUUAGCAUCGAUAAUAUUAUCGAUGCUAAGAUAGUUCUUGCAGAUGGUAGAGUCCUUGAUAGAAAAUCAAUGGGAGAAGAUCUUUUCUGGGCUAUUAGAGGAGGCGGUGGAGCUAGUUUCGGGGUCAUUCUUUCGUGGAAGCUCAAGUUGGUUUCGGUUCCAGCUAAAGUGACUGUGUUCAACGUCUCAAUAACCUUAGAGAAAGGGGCUACAGAUGUCGUUUAUAAGUGGCAAUACGUAGCACCCCAGCUGCCUAAAGACCUCUUCAUCAGAGUAAGGCCACUACAAGUGAACAGCACCGGGGGAAAGAAGACUGUGAAAGUAUCAUUCAUUGGUCUUUUUUUGGGACGUACUAACAAGCUUCUUCCGUUGGUAAAGGAGCGCUUGCCCGAAUUAGGUUUGCAACGAAGAGAUUGUUUCGAAAUGAGCUGGAUUGAAAACAAAGUGUUCUUUGCUGAUUACCCAUUUGGAACUCCGAUAACUGUUCUUCUCAACAGGACAAAUGGACAACCAAGCUUCUUCAAAGCCAGGUCUGACUAUGUGAAGAAACCGAUUCCGAAACGAGUUAUAGAAUCCUUAUGGAAGGAGAUGAUUAAGAUAGACAAUUUUUGGAUGGACUGGAACCCGUACGGUGGAAGAAUGGGCGAGAUUUCUGAGUCGGCUACUCCGUCCCCUCACAGAGCUGGAAAUCUAUUUUUGAUUCAAUACUAUGCGGUAUGGGUAGAGGAAGGUGUUAAGGCAGCCAGCAAGUACCUUCAAUUGUCAAGAAAGUUUUUUGACCUGAUGACUCCAUAUGUCUCCAAGAACCCAAGAGAGGCCUUCCAAAACUACCGGGAUCUAGAAAUUGGGGCUAAUCUGGAUAAUCAGACUAACUUUCGGAUUGCGAAGACUUAUGGAAGCAAGUAUUUUAAAGGUAAUUUUGAUAGACUGGUACGUGUGAAAACCAUGGUUGAUCCUCAUAAUUUUUUCAAGCAUGAACAAAGUAUCCCACCGAUUUAGCUACGAGACAGAACAGAAGGUUUGACAAUGAAUUACAUGCAGUAUGGUAUGUCACGUCGUGCUCGAUAAUUACAUUGAUGUUUGUAAUAUUAUUGAUUCGAUGUAUUGUAAAGGAAGCCCCUGGUGUACAAUUAGCUGGGGGUGGAUUUGCUUAAUUUACCUAAAUUCUGUAGCCUAUUGGGGCAUGGUCUACUUU